Messenger RNA from Cicer arietinum (chickpea), 1954 nucleotides. RefSeq lists its product as uncharacterized. NCBI's taxonomy places the organism in Eukaryota, Viridiplantae, Streptophyta, Magnoliopsida, Fabales, Fabaceae. Gene Ontology annotation, biological process: lipid metabolic process. The record is from RefSeq and is a predicted model, not a curated record.
UCAAUCUUUGGUGUCUUGACCUGAUUGGCAAGCACUAGCUGACCUGGCGCCAUCCCAACUCACAAGACACAGUAUUCAGUCAGAGAUGAAUGAAUGAAUGAACGAUGGUUCUGUUUUGACACACCCUUGGCAUGGCGCUACCAUUUCCCUAUCACACCACACAUCGUUUACUUAUCAAAUUCUUUCAUCUUCAUAAUUACUAGCAUUGCACUCAAAUUGGAACCACAUAAAUAUCAUAACUAUUUGGAAACACUGUGAUAAUAAAGGAAAGAGGACAAAUAUUUCUCUCAAUAUAUAUGGCAGCAUCCCCUUUGAUUUACGCUCGCUGUAAUUACUCCCCACGAAUUGCUAAUCGCUCCUCUUCUCAGCCUUCAUCUUCAUCCUCCCCCUGCUGUUCUUCAUCAUCCACCCCUAACUCCAUUUUUACUUCCCUUUCUGGUGCUAACAGAGAACAGCGUCAGGAGAGCCUUAGAGCUCAAGCUAUGAGUACUACCACUCAGGGAAAGUCUCCUGUUAAAACCAUUGUGAAUCUGAAGAAUGAUCCUGAUCAUCUUCUUGUCCUUGUCCAUGGUAUCUGGUCUAGCCCAAGUGACUGGAGUUAUACGGAGGCUGAGUUAAAAACGCACCUUGGAAAAAGCUUUUUAAUAUAUGCAAGUUCAUCAAACGCCUACACUAAGACAUUUACUGGGAUUGAUGAAGCUGGAAAGCGAUUAGCUGAUGAAGUCAUGCAAGUUGUAAAGAAGACAAAGAGCCUGAAGCGAAUUUCCUUUGUUGCCCAUUCUCUUGGAGGCCUCUUUGCUAGAUAUGCAAUUUCUGUUCUUUAUUCACCUGAUACCUAUAAUAGCGGCCAACUUGGUGAUUCAAUGAACUGCAUGAUGGAAAAUUCACAGAGAACAGACUUUUCAAGAGGGACGAUUGCUGGACUUGAACCAAUUAAUUUUAUUACUCUAGCAACUCCACAUCUUGGUGUAAGGGGAAAAAAACAACUUCCAUUUCUAUUUGGUGUUUCGAUCCUAGAAAAGCUUGUUGCGCCUAUAGCUCCACUUUUUAUUGGUCGGACUGGUACUCAGCUUUUCCUUACUGAUGGUGAACCCAACAAACCAUCCCUUCUUUUGAGAAUGGCUUCUGACUGUGAAGAUGGAAAGUUCAUAUCUGCACUUGAAGCAUUUAGAUGUCGUGUUGUUUAUGCUAAUGUAUCAUAUGAUCAUAUGGUUGGGUGGCGCACAUCCUCUAUAAGGAGGGAAACCGAACUUGGUAAGCCUCCACGCCAAUCGUUGGAUGGAUACAAGCAUGUUGUUGAUGUGAAAUACUGCCCCCCGGUUCCUUCCGAUGGACCUCAAUUUCCUCCGGAAGCUGUGAAAGCAAAGGAGACUGCACAGCUUACCCAGAAUAAUGUAGAAUUUCAUGAAAUUAUGGAAGAGGAGAUGAUACGGGGAUUACAGCGAUUGGGAUGGAAAAAAGUUGAUGUCAACUUUCACUCAGCAGCCUGGCCUCUCUUUGCUCACAGCAACAUCCAUGUGAAAAAGAAGUGGCUUCACAAUGCUGGUGUAGGAGUAGUCGCUCAUGUUGUUGACAACUUAAAACAGGAGGAAACGUCAUCAAUUUUACCAACAUCAUAAAAAAUGUUGACUGCAUCAUUUGUAUGUACAUAUUUGAAAUUAAAAAAACAGAAUAGAAGUGAUUCUUAUAACUAAAUAAAUUAAAAUAAACAUCAAAAACCUCUUCUAGAGUCAAACAGACUAGAUUAGACAAGAAGCACUACAGACAUUUGGAAAAGGGGGAAUCCUUAUUUAGCUUCUGCAUGAUUGGUACACCCUAUAAGCUUUAAUUUUUUGACAUAUGGACAUGGUUAACAGAUUGAUCUAGAUUUUGCUAUUUGUUGAGCAGAGCUCUAGCUCAGUAACAAUUAUGCCUAUUGCCUGUUUAAUGAAGAAAAGGGAUUUGAGAAAAGCAA